AUGGCUCGCGGACUCUUUCUUCGUGCCGCUGCGCUCCGCUCGGUGCAAACCGGCGCUGUUCUCUCCCAGCGCUGCGUGGCCGCCUCCACAAGCAUCCAGCUGCGUAGGUUUCGCUAUUCCCAACCUCUUAAUCUGGAGCUGAAUCCAUCCAAGCAGCUUUACACCAUGGAUCACGCAUUCGAGGAGCCGACGUUUCGCUUUAUCUGCGAGGGUGUGGACAUAGACUACAAGGAGGAGGUGCGAGCGGCACUCCUCGAAGUGAUUCCACCAAAGCCGUCAAACUUUACCAGCUGUUCCAACGAGACGUGGAUGCAGGAGAUCACACCACAGCGCACACUGCAGCUGCUUCGUUCUAUCGCUAAGAGGCAGCUGCUCUCGUUUGCGCAGAUAAAGUCAACCCCACAGUUAUUCUCGGCAUUCUUUGAGACCUUGGCAAUGUGCAACAGUGCGUUGGCACUCGUUUCGGCCGACCACUUCACGUUCGCGGCAAUGGUAGCGACACACGGGUCAAAGGAUGUACAGGUGACGUUACUAGAUGAUGUAGACAGUUGCAGCAUCCUUGGUGCGAUUGCGCACAGAGAGCUCAUCGCGGAAGGUAUUCCAUUGAACACGGAGGCGCGGUACGACAAGGAGGAGAACUGCUUUUUCCUCCGAGGAACAGGUAAGUUCGCGGUUGUGGCAGCGGCGUUUGCGGAUUGGGCUAUCGUCACAGCAACCGUAACUCUCAAGAAGGAGGACAACCACGGACCGCAUGCUUUUGUCGUGCAGCUGAGAGAGCGUGGUGCCUUAAGAAAGGGAGUGAGUGUUAGGCCCAUACAAGGUGAGCAUCCAACGAUGGGUGCGAGUGGUGUUGGUGUCAUACACUUCGACAACGUUCGUAUACCCGUCACAGCGCUGCUGCUUCCGUCCCAGAUUGUGAACGGAGAGCUCACAACAAUAGGAGAUGUUGACACACCAACAUCGCUGCAGGUGUUGACGCAGCAGACACGCUUGGCGACUGCCGCACUCUACGCUGGGACGCUGAAGAAGUUCUUGACGGAUAUAAUUCAUUUUAUCUCACAGAAAGAUAUCGUGGGUCCAGACGGACGGCGCAAUUACCCUUUCUUUGGGGUGCAGCACGUGCAAACACCUCUCGUCAAGAUUCUUGCGAAAUCGUACGCGUACUUGGCGUGCUGGCGGCGUGUGCUAACAGCUUUCACCAAACCAGCAGAAAAGCAUCCCACCUACGAGGAUGAGAUGAAACUUGCAGGGACUAUCCACUUCUUGCAGGAGAGUUUGUUGGAAUUGCAUCAGUUUGCAGAUAACUUCAUGGGUGUCCAUGCUUCAGUUAGUAGCACUGGCAACAGUGAUGCCGUCGUUAUGGUGCACCUACGACAAGAAGGAGUGGACCAGUCAUCACUGAUUCGUGAAGUUGCGUUCAAAUCUGUCACAAGGAAUAUUGGUACAACCCAUUGGGGUUGGUGGCUCACAAACCUGCUGGAGCCCUUUGCUGCGGCAGACAGGCUGGUCAAGAACCCCUUUUAUUCCCCUCGUAUUGCUGAUCUCGGCAGACACCUGAUGUUCUUCAGCCACAAACACUACCGGGCGAAGAAGCGGUUACGGCAGUCCCGCGAGAUUGAGCGUCGAAAGGGUGGAGUCGAGCAUCAGUGGUACGACUGGGUGAUGUUCCGCCACCAGCAGGUGCUGCACUGCGGUGAGGCGUACAUGGAAAUGUAUUCCAUGGAGGUGAUGAUGGACGAGACGCAGGGGUGCACUGACCCACGGGCGCGGAAGUUGCUACGCGACAUUGGCUGGGUUUUCGCCCUUGCGCGGCAGCAGGACCGCCUUGAUUACAUCUUGACACAGCAGCUGUUGAGCCCUGGGAAAGCUAACGUGCUCGGCUCCCAUCUGGACAACCUCGUUACAGUUUUGGCAGCGCAGUGCAUUAACCUUGUGGAUGCAUUUCAGGUUCCAGAGUCGUUCCGUGCACCGUGUGCGGCUAACGAUGUGGAGCCGUACUGGACAAUUCCAGGUACUAACACUGGGAUCCAGCGCGGCGACAGGGUUGUGCUGUUUCAAACCAAGAAACAGAAGGGAGACACUAAGGCCGAACAGGAGAAUAUGCGGGAAUCAGAUGAGGAGUUCGAUCUCUUCCACGGAUUAGCAGACAAGCCCUCUUUUGCCCAAACAAAAUGA
Messenger RNA from Trypanosoma grayi, 2175 nucleotides. Its product is annotated as putative acyl-CoA oxidase. The transcript has a single exon. Gene Ontology annotation, biological process: fatty acid beta-oxidation using acyl-CoA oxidase; lipid homeostasis. Bases 1 to 2175 code for a protein of 724 amino acids. Gene Ontology annotation, molecular function: acyl-CoA oxidase activity; fatty acid binding; FAD binding. The record is from RefSeq and is a predicted model, not a curated record. NCBI's taxonomy places the organism in Eukaryota, Euglenozoa, Kinetoplastea, Trypanosomatida, Trypanosomatidae. Gene Ontology annotation, cellular component: peroxisome.